Messenger RNA from Mytilus californianus (California mussel), 1629 nucleotides. Its product is annotated as 14-3-3 protein zeta/delta-like. Gene Ontology annotation, cellular component: cytoplasm. The transcript has a single exon. Lineage: Eukaryota; Metazoa; Mollusca; Bivalvia; Mytilida; Mytilidae. The record is from RefSeq and is a predicted model, not a curated record. Bases 330 to 1082 code for a protein of 250 amino acids. Gene Ontology annotation, biological process: signal transduction.
UAUUUACAACACCUCCCAGCGGACCAUAGUAAAACUAUAGACAAGACUCCGCCUGUCAACUCUCAGCGGUUCAUCCAGGGUGACCAAUCUUGUUAUGCUUUGAACUACCCUAACAAACCGGUUGAAAUUCGUCCCAGUGAUUGUAUAGACUUGGAUCUGCUUGAUUACAUACAUAGUGUAAAGAGGACUAAUAUUGUUCCUUUUGUGUGUGUGAACUCACUAUAGAAAAAUUUCCUUGAGGAUUGCGGCCAUUUUGGAAUAGUUUUCAAACAAACUUGAACUUUUUAAGCUUUAUUGGAGUUUCUACGCAAAACUGAAUAGGAGCGACGAUGAGUUCUAGAGAGGAAAGGUUGCUACAGGCGAAAAUUGCCGAACAAAUUGAGCGCUACGACGACAUGUCUAAGGAAAUGAAAUCUAUUGUUGAAACCGGUGAUAAACCACUAACAGACGAGGAACGAAACUUGCUGUCGGUUGCUUACAAGAAUGUCGUCGGAACUCGUCGUUCAGCAUGGAGAGUGGUCGCAUCGUUGGAGCAGAAAGCUAUUGACAAGAAAGAAGAGGAGAAAAAACUGAAGUUAUCGACAAAAUACCGUGAGAAAAUUGAGACCGAAUUGAAUGAUAUUUGCGAUGAAGUGAUCAGUUUAUUGGAUACUAACCUCAUAGAAAAAGCCGAAUCUGAUGAAUCUAAGGUAUUUUAUGAGAAAAUGAAAGGUGAUUACUAUAGAUAUAAGGUAGAAGUUGCCGCACAAGCAAACAGGUCCGACUUAGCUGACAAAUCUCGUGAUGCAUAUGAAAAGGCCUUCCAAAAAGCCAAGGAAUCCAUGGGUCCAACAAAUCCAAUUAGACUUGGACUUGCAUUAAACUAUUCUGUAUUUUAUUAUGAAAUCAGGAAUGAACCCCAAAAAGCCUGUGAACUAGCUAAAUCAGCGUUUGAUGAAGCUAUAGGAGAAAUCGAAACGAGCUCAGGAGACGAUACAAUGAAAGACAGUAUGUUGAUCAUGCAAUUGCUAAGAGACAAUCUUACACUAUGGUCAUCUGAAAUGGACGACGAAGGUCAAGAUGAACAACAAACUCAAGAUUGAACAAAAAAUGUGAUUAAGAAAAAAAAACAAUUAUGUGUCUAAUGUGAAAGCGGAAGGGCAUGAUCUGUAAAACAUUCGGAUGACCUAAGUUAGUUUUUGAUGACAAAUUAUACGUGUAUGAUUAGCAAUAAGAAAAGUGUCGUAACCAUCACAAUUUAACAAAGGGUCGUGGCCUCCAGCUUUUUACAUGUACAAGGUACAACAUGUUCGUCUAAUAACCUAUGUUUGACAAAUAAUUGACAUAACACUAAGAUACAUUGUAUAACCAUGUUAUUUCGACUUGAAAAAACUUUUAUUUUACCACAUUAGGUCCAUAUAGGGUUUAUUAUUUCAUGUUAUGAUUCCUAAUGUUACUUACCUUUCAUUUUGUUUUAUUUAAAAGGUAUCAUUGUCAUUCAAGUUUCAGUCACGUCGUCACCUCAUUCAUAGUUCUCAUGAAAUCCCUGUAUGGAUCUAGACACUUAUUAUAAAUUGAUUUUGGGAAUUAGAAAAUAUUAACCAAUGUAUAUUUUAAGAUUAAAUUAGUAAAUCUUUUUAUAAUUUUGUA